Molecule: messenger RNA, 2351 nt
Organism: Varanus komodoensis (Komodo dragon)
Lineage: Eukaryota; Metazoa; Chordata; Lepidosauria; Squamata; Varanidae
Gene: ARL10
Product: ADP ribosylation factor like GTPase 10
Exons: 4
Coding region: 1-714 (237 amino acids)
Molecular function (GO): GTPase activity; GTP binding
Source: RefSeq, a predicted model, not a curated record
AUGGCUCCCGGCGGCGCCUUCAGACACCUGAGCCUGGCGCUGGGAGCCGCAGUAGCCGUCCUGGGCUCGCUGCUUUGUAUCGCCUGGAAGAUCUACUUCCGAGACGUCGGCGACAGCUGCAUCGGCGGGAAAGGACGCUGGAAGCAGCGGCUGGAAGCGGAGCUGAGUGAGACCGCUCCGAGCGCGGGCAAGCCACAUUCCUGCGAGUAUCAGGUUUUAGUUCUGGGCUUAGAUGGGGCUGGCAAGAGCAGUAUUCUUCAUUAUGUCUGCAGUACAGAAGCCAAGAAGUGCAUCACUCCCACUCAUGGCUUCAACUCAGUGCAACUGCAGGACAGUGGCCUUCACAUGGACCUGUUAGAGGUUGGUGGCAGCCAGAAUCUACGUUUCUACUGGAACCAGUACCUGAGCAAAGCCCAUGUUCUGGUUUUUGUAGUGGACUCUGCAGAUGGCCCACGCCUUCACAUGGCCCGGCAGGAGCUUCACUGCUUGCUAGCAGAGGUUCCUCAGUUGCCUUUGAUAGUAUUGGCUAACAAACAGGACAAGAGUGACGCACUCAGUGUGGCAGAAUUACAUGAGGAGCUGGCUUUGCAUACCUUGAACGAUCAGAGGAAGUUCUUUCUCUUGCCCACAAGUGCUACGUAUGCUGGCCUGGCCACUGCAAACAGCGUUCUCCACCUGAAGAGCAAGCUGAUCAAACUUCUUGCCCAGACCUGAUCGUUCUUCCAACUUCUCAAGGACAUUUGAGCCAGAUGAACUCUUCUCCGUUACUUUCCUCCUUGCAGCAACUACUUCAGAUCCUGCUUCAGCACUGUCCAGGAUCUACAGACUCUCUCAACUCAAAUAAGUGUCCUUGUUACCUGGAUGCUCCAAUCCCUUGCAGAAGGGAAGCCCAGCUGCCAACGGGAUAUUGGAUACAAACUCUACUGCUGUGGGUAAGAAGGAAGCAAAAUGGAAGCAAAGUCCACUGCUCAUGGGGCCAGCACCAGUCUAGGGUGUUAUGGGGUGGCUUCUGGCUGCUGUUCAUCUCAUUUAAAAUACUGUCUUAAGGAACUGAAAUUUUAAUAGAUGCACCUUAAAAAAGUUAUGGGACCUACUGCUACCACAUCCAUAGUAACAAAUAGGAAGAAAGCACUGAACCUGGCCUCUGACAUCUCCUGUAUGAAAGGGGUGGAAUACUCCAUCCCUUGCUAUCCUUUGGGAAUGUUGGAGGGCUAACUUUGCCCUGACUGCCGUUAGUAGGGAAUGGGCUGCACUCUCUCAAGCUGGCUGGAGUAAAAGCUAAGACUGGGAGUUCUUUAGCAUCUGGGCAGCAGAACGUGUGUAAGCAGUGAUUCUGGGAAAUUACCCCAGAGCAAUGCUAGCAGCUUUUGUUGCCCCCUCUCCAGGACAUUGGGUGUCCUUGUUUAAUAGCCAUUUCUUGUUAGGCUAAGCAUGUUAGAGCAACUCCUACUUGGAAGCAGUUUUACUGCCAGAAUUACUUUUGACCCGAUCAUGCCAAAGUAAAGUCAAUUCCCAACAAACUGGUACCCUCUAUCCCGGGGGAGGCAACCCGGUGACUUCCAAUGUUCUGAACUACAGCCUCCAUUAUCCCUGGCAAUGCCAAGCUGUGGCUUAUGGGAGUUGCAGUCCAAGACAUGGAGAGGGCACUGACCUACCUACCUCUGUUGUAUCUCUCCGAUGUGCAAUAGAUGCUUUCUUGCCCACUGCUUCUUAAACAAUACCUUCAGCAGGCCUAUGAAGGCUUGCCCAGGGGGAACAAGGAAUUGCUGCAGAGAGGGUUUUCGACAUCCACACAGGCUUCUGCACUAACUUAACAGAACAUUCCCUCUGUUUGGGCUUUUGUUUGAUCUGGUUCAGGGGUUAUCAAAGUUAGAUCAUUGGUGUACACUAGGAACUGGAAACAAAGAACAGGCUGCCCUGACAUGACACAGGUAGGCGCCUUCAUUUGGGCUGCCAGUGACAGAGCCUUUCUGGCAGACUUUGGCCUAAGCAAAAUCCUUCCUCUGGAAGAAGGAAUAACUCUACCCAGUCACCUGGCCAAUUACAUGCUCUUUCUUAAGCAAUAUAUUUGCUGCUACCUGGUUUUUUUAGGUGCCCUUUUCUUGCAGCAAGAGAAUAGAAGUAUUGCCUGGGCUUGACCUGGGUUCCUUUUGCAGAACCCGACAAUCUUUUUGUCUCUCUGCACCUCCACCGGUACCUGGCCUUAUCUGGUUCUAUUAUACAAUACAGGAAGCUUGGUUCAUAGCUAGUGGAUCCUAGGCUUCAACCCUCUGGUGGGUAUGAAAUUGAUCUCCAGUUGUUUACAUGAGUUUUUGCCUUUUCUGUAUCAAUAAAUGUUGUUACUCUCAUUA